Molecule: messenger RNA, 1701 nt
Organism: Entrophospora sp. SA101
Lineage: Eukaryota; Fungi; Glomeromycota; Glomeromycetes; Entrophosporales; Entrophosporaceae
Source: the annotation of a GenBank genome assembly
AUGACUGAUUAUUUUUUAAGAUCAGGAAAUUUUCAGACAUUAUAUCUUCACAAAAAUAAUAUCAAAGAAAUUUGGACGUAUUAUAUGAAAAUAAAAGUAUCUAAAUUAGUAUAUAAAAUAGGACAUAUUUUUGAGAUGAAGUUGUUGAUAUAUUUGAUCAAGAAUAAUGAUUUAAUCAAAGCUAGAAUAGUGACAGAAACUUUAAAAAAAAAAAACGAAACUUGUUAUUUUGAAUGGUUGGACAAUUAUUUAAAAAUAGUUAAUAAAUUGUUUAAUAAAGAUCUUUCAGGAGCAAUAGAAUUAUUUAAAAAAAUAAUUUCAAAUGGCAAUCAAGAAGUAAUACCUAAUAAAAUGCAUUCUAUUUUACUAACGGAACUUGUAAAAGCUAAUAAGAUCAACGAUGCUGAAAAUUUUUUAAAAUUAAUUUCAUCCGUGAGGAAAAUGCAAUGUAAACGAGUAUCAACACAUUACUAUAAUAUUUUAAUGGCAGGUCAUGUUAAAGAAAAGAAAUUAGAAAAUGCGCUUGAGAUCUUACAACAAAUGUCAAAAAACAAUGUCAAACCUAAUCGUUGCACAUACAACAUAUUGAUAAAUUUUUGUGCAAAACUUUCCAAGGUUGACCUCGCAGAAAAGUUGUUUAGUAAAAUGAAAUCAGUAGAUAUACCACCAAAUGUUUUAAGCUAUUCAGGUAUUAUCGAGGCACAUGGAAAUGUGAUGGAUUUAGAUUCAUGUAUAAAAUAUUUUAAACAGAUGGAAGAAGCAAAUGUACGACCAAACAUAUAUACUUACUGUAUACUGAUUACUGCAUAUGCAAGAACAGGUAAUUUUCAGGAGGCAGUGAAAUGGUUUAGACAUAUGGUGAUUUUAUCAAGAAUACAACCAAAUCUAAAGAAUAUUACAUCAUUAAUGGUUGCAUUGACAAAAGAUUUUAAGAAUGAUCCAGCACUGUUGGAUAAAAUUUUUGGAUUGAUUAGAAAUGAGGGACUGCAAUCAGAUGUUGUAGCAUACACGGCAUUAAUUAAUGCCAAAGCAAAAGUUUUGGAUUUAAAGGCGGCAAUAAUAGCAUAUCAACAAAUGCUUGAGGAAAGCAUAAAACCAAAUAUUUACACAUAUACAGUUCUUUUGGAUGCAAGUGCCAAAUUAGGAAAUUUCAGUUCAACAAUAAAAUUUUUUAAUGAUAUGAGAAAAGGAGAUAUUGAACCAAAUCAGUACACAUAUUGUGUUAUAAUGAAUGUUUAUGCAAAUAAUAAUCAGUUAGAUAAGGCAUUUGAAAUCUUUGACCAGAUGAGGACCAAAGGUAUUAGCCCAGAUACUACAUGUAUUAACUGUUUAAUGGAUGCAUGUAAUCGUUUGGGAUAUGUUGAUAAAGUUUUCUAUCUUUACUCAAUUAUGAAAUCAGAACUCAAUAUUGAACCAGAUAAUUCAACCUUUACUAUAUUCAUUGAUUCGUGUUCAUUCAACAACGAGGCUUACCACGGAAUUAAAUUUUUUCAGAAUCUAUUGAAGCAGAAUCAAACAUUAAAUGUAAAUAAUUUUGGUAGUUUCAUUAAUUUAUUGGGAAGACAUGGAUUUAGUAGGAAUAUUUUGAAUGCUUUAAGACUAAUGAAAAAAUUGAGUAUUAAACCAAGCAAAUAUAGAACUAUUUUACCAGCAUUAAAUUAUGUUUAUUCGAUUGACGGACGUACUCAAAUCUUGGGGUAG